Petromyzon marinus (sea lamprey) is the source of this 5718-nucleotide messenger RNA. Its product is annotated as F-box/LRR-repeat protein 19-like. The record is from RefSeq and is a predicted model, not a curated record. Lineage: Eukaryota; Metazoa; Chordata; Hyperoartia; Petromyzontiformes; Petromyzontidae. Gene Ontology annotation, molecular function: DNA binding; protein binding; zinc ion binding.
UCAGCAGCAGCAUCGUGUUGUUACAUCAUCAUCGUCAUCAUUUGUAGCUAUAUCAUCAUCACGUGGCAGGAUCAGUAGCAGGAUCACGAUCAUCAUCACGUGGCAUCAGCAGCAGCAUUCGUCACGUAGCGAUGCAUCGACAACGCUCGAUCCAUUCGCUCACGACACGAGCGACAACACUCCAGGAUUAAGAAUCGAUUAUUUUAAACGACCUGUGUGGUAGGAGGAGAGAGGAGAGAGGAGGAGGGGGGAGGUUUGUCGCUGCAAGUUAAAACCCUGCAGCCACUGGAGGCGCUACAAUGCAAACGCCAUGCUCAUUAAAAAUAAUCGGUGCUCAAGUCGAAUCGCGACAAAUCAUCGAGGUGUGAUUCGUUGCAGGUUGAAUUCUCAUCAGCAUCAUCAUCACAUCAUUGUCAUCAUCAGCAGCGGCCGCAACGGCACAUCGUAAUCAUCGGUAGCGGCAACAACAGCAGCAGCAGCAGCUCAACAGCGACAUCAUCGGCAGGGCACGACUCCAUCGGCCCAGCAUGGGUGCGGAUUCAAUGGAAGUGCCUUUGAACGCGACAUCGCCUAUUCUACCCUCCUACUCCCUCCUGCCAGAGAGCUGAGGGAGGGAGAGGAGGGAAGGGGGAGGGAUAGGAGGGAGGGGGCGGGAGAGAAGACAUUUCCUCCUUAAGCUUCAUCACAUCAGGAAUCAAACUGGACCCAUGCUGCUCUGUGGCCAUGGCACGGAGGACAACCCCUGGAUCCUCGUGGUAAAAUGGUGGACAACUCCACGCUGAAGUCAAGGCUUGACCCGGAAGCAGACGGCCUGCCGAGGGUCCGGGCCCGCAAGGGCCGUCGUCACGGCGACGGGGAGAGCGACAGCGUCCACUCGGACUCCUCCGACUCCUCCAGCUCCACCUCGUCGGCCGCGUCGUCCACCGCGGCCUCCUCCGCCGCGUCGUCCACCUCGGCCUCGGCGGCGGCGGCGGCCGCGGCAUCCACCUCCUCGUCGGUCUGCUCGCCCUCGCCGCCCUCCAGCGCCGCUUCCGCCGAUUCCGGCGGAAGCGGCGGCGGAGGCGGCGGCGGCGGCGGCGGCGGAGGGAAGAUCCGGCGCGACGCUCCCUGCCGGAAGGGCUCGCCCGGCGCCGCCUGCGCCAAGCGGUUCAAGCGCGCGGGGUCGAGCGACUCGGAGCGCAGCGAUGAGGGCUGCCCCCGCACGCCCACGGGGUCGCCGGACGGUGCCCAGCAGCCGGCGCCCGUCGGAGCGGAGCCGGCGGCCGUCGCUCGACGUGGCGCUCCGGCCGCCGCCGUCGUCACCGGUGGCGGCGUGGCGCCGCUCAACCAGAGUCAGCCGCCGACGAAGGCCGUCGCCAAACCCAAGGCACCGGACAAACCGGCGGAGUGGCAGCCCGGGAACCGUAAGCAGCAGCAGCAGCUGGCGCCGGCAAGCGGAGUCUCGGAGGACACCGCGGUCACGGCACCGGCUCCCGACGACGGAAAGUACCGUGUUGGGAACAAGCCUGGGAAGGCGCGCUCUGGUCAGGCCUCGGCAGCUGCUAGCGGCGGCGGCGCCGGUAGCAGCGGCGGAGGAGGCGGUAGCGGCGGCGGUAGCGGCGGUGGCGGCGUGAGCCCCGGUCCCGGCUCUGCCUCGUCGUCGUCAGCCGGCCCGGCGCAGGGCCAGGGCUCGGGCCUUCGCUCGGCCAUCUCGAGCGGCGCGCGGAGACGGCGCACGCGCUGUCGCAAGUGCGAGGCGUGCGUGCGCACCGAGUGCGGCGAGUGCACCUUCUGCAAGGACAUGAAGAAGUUCGGAGGCCCCGGCAAGAUGAAGCAGUCGUGCAUCAUGAGGCAGUGCAUCGCCCCUAUCCUCCCCCACACGGCCGUGUGCCGCAUCUGUGGCGAGGCCGGCAAGGAGGAAGCGGCGGAGGGGGAGGAGGAGAAGUUCAGCAUGACGCUCAUGGAAUGCUCCAUCUGCAACGAGAUCGUCCACCCUGCCUGCCUCAAGAUCGACGAUAAGGAGGGAGUGAUAAACGACGAGCUGCCUAACUGCUGGGAGUGCCCAAAGUGCAACCAGGAGGGCAAGACGGGAAAGCAGAAGCGCGGGCCCGGCUUCAAGUACGCCUCCAACCUGCCAGGCUCGAUGCUGCGCGAGUGCGGCGAGCGGCGACGCUCCGAGCAGGACGACGCCUUCCCGCGCCGGCGCUCCGACGAGGCGCUCAAGCGCGAGCACGCUCGCUCGGACGACGACUCGGACGCCGACUCGCGCUUCGGCAGCGUCGGCGAGGACGACGGCGACGACGGCGGCGCCGACGAGGAGGAGGAAGAGGAGGAGGAGGAGGAGGACGAGGGGCGCCGGCGCGACAGGGACGAGGACGAGGAGGCGGCGGCGGCGCUGGAAGUCUCCGAGGCGGCGGCCGAGUCUGUGGCGGCUGCGGGGGCGGUGACGCCGACCAUCCCGGCCGCGGGCGAUGCCGCGAUGCUGUCGGACCACUCGCCAGCGUCGCCGCCGUCGCCGGCCGGGUCCGCGUCACCGCCGCCACCGGAGCCGCCGCCGCCUCUACCGACCGCCGCCGUCGUCGCCGCCGCUGCCGCUGUCCAGCACACGCCGGCCAACGCCAACCGAAAGGGCACGGAGGAUGGAGGAGUCGUCUCCAAGAAGAGGAAGGAUGUGGACGGGGUGCAGCAGCCACUCGGGCAGAAGAAAAAGGUCAAAGUAGAGAAGGCUGAAAAGCUUCUGAGAAAAAAGAAGCAGAAGGCCGUGGAGGUGAACAAUGGCCGCGUGGAGUCAGGCCACCGGAGGGAUGGCCCGGCGGCCUGGCUCGAGAGGAGAGGCGUGGCCUCGGAGCAGGGCCGCGCGUGGAGGGGGACCGACAAGCAGUCGUCCGCCGCCCCUGACGCGCCCGCUGCUGCCGCGGCCGCCGGGCCCAGCGGUCGCGAAAACGAGCGGAAACCCAACAAACACUCGCGCGACGCUGCCACGGCCGGCAUCACCGGUGGUGGUAGUGGUGGCGGCGGCGGCGGUGGCGGCGGUGUCACCGCCGGGGAGCACCGGUCCAAAACGAGAGACGCUAACGACCGCGUGAGGCCCGCCAAACCGCACGCGACGAGCAAAGCUUCCUCCUGGGGCCUCCACAAACCCGAACAGAACUCUGUCGGCAAUAGCAGCGCGGGUCGCAAUAACGCCAACAACAACAGCAGCAGCAGCAACGGCAACAGCGGCGACGGCGGCGCCGCCGACAGCACGAACAAAAACCACCACGCGCCACUGGUUAAGUCGGAGGAGGACGGCGAGAAUGGCAAUAACCGGACGCCACGUUUGUUCUCGAGUAGCGAGCGGCUGCAGAAGGCGGCCAAGAGCCUCAACGGGAUUCCCCGCGGUGGCCCUGCCGCCAGGCAGCCGCAGCAGCUGCAGCAACUGCAGCAGCAGCAGCAGCAGCAGGCCGCGGGGCUGGCGCAGGCGCCGCCGCGGCUGUGCGGGGUGAACGCGCGGCUCGGUGGCCUCCCGCGGCCGCCUUCCUCCGUGUCGCCGCCCAAGCCGCACCUGCUGGAGAGGCACGUGAUCAAGCCGCCGCUCGUGAGCCCGCCGCCUGACGCCCUGCCGCUGGGCGACGGCGGCUCGCACCCGCUGCGGCGCGAGGCCUGGCUCGGCGUCUUCCGCUUCCUGUCGCACCGUGACCUCUGCGUAUGCAUGCGCGUCUGCAAGACGUGGAACCGAUGGUGCUGCGAUCGGAGGCUGUGGGCCAAGAUCGACCUGAGCCGGUGCAAGUCGGUGACGCCGCUCAUGCUGAGCGGCAUCAUCAAGCGCCAGCCCAGCGCUCUGGACCUCAGCUGGUCCAACGUCUCCAAGAAGCAGCUGGCCUGGCUCGUUAACCGGCUGCCAGGCCUGAAGGAGCUGGUGCUGUCGGGCUGCCCGUGGGCGUCGGUGUCGGCGCUGUGCGGCGCCAGCUGGCCUCCACUGCGGGCGCUCGACCUGCGCUGGGCCGAGGGCGUGAAGGACGCUCACAUCCGCGACCUCCUGUCCCCCGACUCGGACUACACGCCCGGCGCGGAGGACCGGCUGCGUGGCGUGUCGGAGCUGCGUCUGGCCGGCCUGGACAUCACGGACGCUAGCGUGGCACUGCUGGUGCGCCUGGCCGCGGGGCUCGCCACACUCGACCUGGCGCACUGCGCGCACCUCACGGACCAGGCCGUCAACGUGCUGACGGCACCCGGAGCCCCCACUCGCGACACCCUGCGCCACCUCGUCCUGGCCGGCUGUGCCCGCAUCACGGACGCGUGCCUCCCGCUGCUGGUGCGGUGCCCUCACCUGUCCCGCGCCGACCUGCGCUCCUGCAAGCUGGUGACACCCGAAGCCUGCCAGCGCCUCGUCACGGAACUCUGCCCGCAGGGCACCUUUGCGCUGCCGGAGGACCGGCUGAUCCAGCGAGUGACGAGCACUGGCAGCUAGGGACUGGGGCGGAUGGGGGGGGGGGGGGAACGGGUUGGAUAAUGGACGCAAGCGGGGGUCAUGCGGAGGAGCUGCGUGAGUGCGCAUGCCUGUGCGUGCGCGUUUGUCCAUGGGAACGUUUGCGUAAGGAAUUUGCUACAAUGUUUGCUGUAUUUGCUUUGUAUUUUUUUCUCCAUCCGGACUCCCCCCCCCCCCCCCCCCCGGCACCAUCACACUCCUUAAAGGAAACAUGUACAUCUUACAAAUAUAUAUGUGCGUGCGCGUGCGUGUGUAUAUAUCUAUUUUUUAGGCUGGGUUGUACUUGGACCAUUCUCUCGGGAUUUUGUAAGUACGCGAUUGUACGUAUGUAUAUAUAUACGCGCGAAUGAAGGACUGACUAUGCGUGUGAAUUUCCAAGUUCCUUUGAACGACGUUUUUUUGUUUUUUGCGCCACUGAAACUUGGAACCCAGCACGCGGCUUCCCCGACGCCGCCAGAUCACGUCUGGCGGCGGCGGGGACCGCGGCAGCCGGGACAGGGCAGCUGCUGUACGAGUCGUGGUCGUCGAUGGGGUUCAUGGCAUUUUACUAAAUAUUCAUUUACAGAAGUUUGCGAAGGGUGGGGUGGGGGGGGGCGGGGGGGGGGGGGUGCUUUGAUGCGAUUGGCAGUUUGAGGAGAAGGGGUGGCACGGAGCGUGCGUGUGAGCGCGGUGGUCGGUGAGCGCGUGUGAUUUUUUUUCUACGCCUGCAAGUGUAUUUUUGUACGUGAGUGAACAGGGUUGUGUGUGUUUUGCGCGCCUAUUUGCAGGUGAUUGAACGAGCGAGUGUGUGUGUUUGCGUAUGGGCGCGUGUGUGUUUUGUAGUCGUGCACGUGGGAGUGUGUCUGCGUAAGUGCCAACGAAUAAGCGUGCGCGCAAACGAGCCUUUCAUUUCGAGUGCGGUUGAGUGUAGGCGCUGGCGAGUGAACGUGUGUUUUUUGUGCGUAGAUGUGCAUUGGCGCGUGUAGUUUCGUUUGUGUAUAUGUGCUGUAGGUGUGGGUGGGUGAGUGAGCGAGCGAGCGAGCGGACCUCUCUUACUGUUGUGGCUUGCGUGUAUUCUUUGUCUAUAGUUGUGAAUGCGUGCAGGUGUGUUGUCAAUGUGUGUGAGUGAGUUAGCAAUUGAGCACACGUAUUUUGUUGGUAGAUGUGCGGGUGUGUGUGUAGGUGUGAGCGAGCGUGUGUGUGUGUAUGUGUGCGUAGUGGUUCCCACGCUGCGCUACGAACCCGGCGACCCGAGUUCAAUUACUGCUCAUGGCCAACACCAGUGAUAAUUA